UAUCUAUUUUUCUGUGAUCAGUGUGAUCCAAAACCAAAACAGAAGAUUUGUUUAUGUUUAUAUAGCAAGUGUUUGAAUUUUUUAUAAAAUGUCUGCAAAACAAAUAAUUAAACAGCGAAAUGCCGGUGUACUUUUAGAUUCAGAUAGCAUAAGAGCAGGAUUGCUCUCAAAAAAAUUUAUGAUUAAGGAUGCAAAUGUUUGGCAUGCUUUUGUGAUUCAUUGUGAGCAAUAUAUGGAUAGAAAUAAAUUACUUCAAAUCAUACUAGAUUACGUUUAUCCUCUUGAAUUGGUCCCACUGAAAUUUCAAUCUCUUGAACGUGAUGAAUAUAUAUUCUUUGCAAAGGAAUGUUCAGAAGCCAUUCACAAAUUGUGUGCAAAUAAUCUGAUUAUUCCUAAUCCCUAUGAUCGUAUGUCACCUAUCAGGAUGGAAAUAAUUUUACAUUAUGCUUUAGUAAAUGAAUUAAGAAUCAGUAUUGUUGACAGAAUGAAAUCUGUUAUAUUUUCAUUGUUUAAUACUAGCAAUAAAACAUUAUAUCUUGAUAACUUUAGUAAAAAUGAAGGCUUACAAGAUUACAUGCCUUUAUCUCAACCAAAAAUACUUUAUUAUGUGCUCAGUGCAGCUGCUAGUUUGAAUGUAAAAAUUAUCAGACUGAGAAAUAAUGACAUCCGCACUUGGACUUCUCAGGAAAUUUUGUGGAAAUUCACUUCAUUAACACAUUUAGAUUUGAGGAACAAUAAGAUUGAAGAUCUAUCAUCAUUCAAAUGUUUGAAAGAUAUGAAAUUAUUAGGAAUAUAUUUUGAUGGCAAUCCCCUUUGUGAUAAACUAGAUGAGUAUACAUACGUAUCAGAAUUGAAACAAAUCUUCCCAAAUCUCCAAAAGAUAGAUGGUGAAUUGGUAUCGAGAGAUGGAGUACCAGCAGUGAGACAAAAUUUUUUAUGUGAUAAAAAUGGCUUUCCUAUUGUCAAUAAAUUUAUUGAAAUAUAUUUUCAUCUUUAUGAUAAAGAUCGUAAAUCACUUGAAGACUUGUACCACGUAAAUGCAAUUUGUUCAAUCACAAAUCUAUACAAAAUUGGACAAACUACAUCUAAUGAAGCAAGGCUGCGACCAUAUCAAAUAAAUUGCAGAAAUUUAUUGGCCAUGGCUGAUAUACAAAGGAGUAAUCAAUAUUUGUUUAGAGGAAAUCAUUGUAUUGUUAGAAAACUACUUGAUCUUCCACAAGUAGAACAUGACCCUUAUAGCUUAUCGAUAGAUCUUGUAUUUUAUUCUGAUAUCACAGCUGUUAUCAAUGUAUGUGGAGUUUUUCGGGAAAAUCCAACCUCGGUUUUAGAUGCAGAAAGGCAUUUAGGGUUUAUGAGAUCUUUUGUGCUAAAGAACUGUAACGGAGAAUAUUUAAUAAUGAAUGAAAUGAUACAUGUCUAUAAUGCCCUCUCUUCUCAAGUUUCCAAUUCAUUCAGGAUAGCACCUCCAAUGACAGACUGCAAAUUGCCUGAACCUAAAACAUUAAAAGACAAAGAAAAAGCUACAGAAGCAGUGGAAAUGCUCACAGGUCUCACAAAAGAAUGGGCAAGGAGAUUUCUUGAGAAGGGUAGCUACGAUAUAGUUACUUGUAUUAAGACUUUCAUGGAUAUGCACAAAAUUGACAAAAUUCCACCAAAAGCCUUCAACCACUGAAAUUCAGUGAUUAAUAUUUUUCAGGUGAAUUGUUGAGGACAAAUGAAUGUACAAUAUAGUUAAUUAAUUUUUGGCAAAUAAAAAAUGUAUUAUUAUUAUUUUUAAAUAUUGAUGUACCUAAUUGUAUCAUGAUUGAAAUUAAUAUCUAUUUAUAAAGAAAAUGAAGAUUUUAUGAGAAAAUUAUAUUUUUCACUAGAUUGUGUUAUAUUUUCCAACUGUAAAAAAAUCAUUUAUUGAAUAAAUGUAUGUGUGGUAAAUUUAUAAUUUCAUAUUUAUGGAGGUGUUAGAUUGUAUGAAGAGUCACUAUUAAUAAAUAUUUCAGUUGGUCAGAUG
Harmonia axyridis is the source of this 2005-nucleotide messenger RNA. Its product is annotated as nuclear RNA export factor 2-like. The record is from RefSeq and is a predicted model, not a curated record. Gene Ontology annotation, biological process: poly(A)+ mRNA export from nucleus. The transcript is spliced from 9 exons. Gene Ontology annotation, molecular function: RNA binding; protein binding. The coding region runs from base 89 to 1672 and encodes 527 amino acids. Lineage: Eukaryota; Metazoa; Arthropoda; Insecta; Coleoptera; Coccinellidae. Gene Ontology annotation, cellular component: nucleus.